Molecule: messenger RNA, 5661 nt
Organism: Brassica napus (rape)
Lineage: Eukaryota; Viridiplantae; Streptophyta; Magnoliopsida; Brassicales; Brassicaceae
Exons: 3
Coding region: 2636-5494 (952 amino acids)
Molecular function (GO): zinc ion binding
Source: RefSeq, a predicted model, not a curated record
ACGUUAAUCAUAUUAGGUAAUUCUGUAGCUUUUAUUUAAGGAAAGUGCGAGAAUAUUCUUUUGUACGCUAUUUAUAAAUUUGAUAGUUUGUUUAAUAAAAAUUAUAAUAUAUGUUAAGAUGGAUCAACCUAUUUUUUCUAAAAAUUCUGAAUUUCAUUUUCAUGGUGACCCGUGGCUACAAAAAAAUAUUGUAAUGUUUCUCGAUUAAUAUAUAAGGGAUUUACGUUGACAAACUCGAAUUAUAAGGAUGCACUAGAGAUUGAUCUGCACGCCCGUGCGGGUGUUAAUUUUUACGGUUUUAUAAAUUUUUAUUCGUUAUUUUAUAAUUAGUGCUAUAUAUUUAAGAUGUGUCGUCGUAUAACUAAUUGUAUUCAAAAGAUUUGGACUGAAUCGGGUAAUAAGAUUAUUUUUGGUACAAAUAUACGAACCUCUUUCAGAUACAUUGGUUAUUUAGAUAUUUUUAUAUUUCUACACAUCAGAAUCAAAAUCAUCCAGACCCGAAAGGACCCAACUCAAACCUCAUACAUAAAUUUAUAAUAUCCAAGUGACGCCUAAUUUCAAAAUCCAAAAAAAUUAAUCCCGAAAGAAACAACUUGUACCUCAAUCAGUAUCUGAAUAUCCAUACUUAACUAAUUCUGCAAAUAAAUUAAAAAGAAAACUCUUUCUAUAUAUUUGGCAAAAAUAAGAAAAAUAGAAAGAAUUUUUUAUUUAGUAAAAUAGUUGUAUGAAGUGAAACAUUAAGUGACAAUAAAUGUAAUAUUUUUUCAUUAUUUUGAUUUAAAUUAUUAUUUUGUUCACAUGAACUAUGCCUUUGAAUUAUGUGUUUGGCUAUGUAAUUUUUCAGCAAUUGGAACAAAGACAAAAGAAAGUUUUAGUAAAACAGAUUAAACCAAACUAUUAACCAUAUGCAAAACUCGGUUAUCUUACAUUUUUGUUUUUUAUAAUUGCACAAAGUUAAUAUUGAUUAACUAAUAAAUAAAAAAUCUGCAUUAUUACUUUUAUGGUAUAUUAUAAUUAAUGAUUUGAUGUAUUGUUGCGGUAAAUAUAAUUAAUGAUGCGAUGUACUGUUAAAGUAAUAUAAUUAAUGAAAUUACUAAAAUAACAUUAUACUUUAUUUUUAUACACUAAUAUUUUUUUUUCAUAAUUAGUGUUUUAUAUUUUAGAUAUGUCGUAAUAUAACUAAUUGUAUUCAAAAGACCUGGAUCGAAUCGAAUAAUAUGGUUAUUUUUGAUACAAAUAUCCAAAUCCGUUUCAAAUACAUUGGUUAUUUAGAUAUUUUUAGGGUCAUAUACAUCAGAACCAAACUCAUCCAAACUCAAAAGGACCCAACUCAAAACCUACACAUAAAUUUAUAAUAUUCAAGGAGGGAGUAAUUUUAAAACAAGAAAAAACGAUACCGAAAGGAACAACUCGUACCUAAGUGGAUAUCUAGUGUUCAUGUCUAACUGAUUUUAUAAACUAAUAAAAAAGACCUUUUCUAUGUGUUUUUGCUAAAUUAAGUGAAAUAGAUAUAUUUUUUAUUUAUUUAGUAAGACAAUUAUAUUGAGUGAAAAAUUGAGUGACAAUAAAUGUAAUUCAUUUUUAUUAUUUUGAUUUAAGUUAUGAUUUUAUUCACAAAACAUGUUUUUGAAUUAUUUUUUGGCUACGUAAUCUUCCACCGAUUGAAAUUAAAAAAAAAUUAGUAAAACAAACUAAAGAAAAACGUUUAACCUUAUGCAAAAUUCAAUUAUUUUACUUUUUUUAUUUUAUAAUUGGUACAAAAUUAAUAUUGAUUAACUAUUAAAUAAAAAUAUGCACUAUUAUUAUUAUCGUAAUAUAAUUAAUGAUGUGAAAGAUUGUUAAGGUAAUAUAAUUAAUAAAGUUGUUAAUAUGAGUGAAAUAUGGAAAUACAAUUAAUGUAAUAAUGCAAUACUUGUUUUCAAAUAAUUCUGAGUUAUACUACUAUUCGUGUUUCCAAACAGUACUAAAGUGUAAUUCAGUUUUAGAUGGAUAUAUUGAUACAAAUGGUAAAUCUCCUAACGCAAUAGUAAACUUUUUUGGUAUAACAACGAUUUAAAUAUUUCAUUAUAAUAUGUUAACCAAGUAUAAUAUGUUUAUAAAGGAACAGUGAGUGCAAUUAAUUUUGUUGAUGAGCAAGAUACUUAUGCCGUUCGUGAGGAAGCAUUUAUUUUGUACUUAUAUAUGUUUUGGUCUCUCUUAAUAUUCAUGUUAUUGUAUUUGGAAAAUGAGAAAUCGGCCAAAAAAACACUGAACUUUGCGGAAAUUGCCAAAAAAAACCUGUACUCGAACCUGACCAAUAAAACCCUGAUCUUUUGUUGACUUUUUUAGUUAAUUCACAAACUUACGGUUGACUAACCAGAUUAACACACCGUUAACCGACAGUUAAGACAGUGUUAACUCACCGUUAAUUAUUGCUGUGUAGUGAAACUACGUCGUUUCAUUCAGUUGUUUUGUUAAACACAAAAUCUCAAGACGACGUCGUUUUGCUUAAUUAAAAUUGUUGUUGCCUGGACUCGAACCCGUGCACUCGUGGUCCUAAGGGGGUUUUGCCACUGAGCUAGUGGACUUUUCGGAAGAUUAUCACACAUGUUUAUUUUUAUUGAUCAAAAGAUGUGUUUAAUUUCAAUCAAACAAAAUGAAACCCGUGUUUGAACGUAACCCUAAUUUCUCAAAUCGAUUUGGGGAUUUCUCUUGUAAUGGUGAGGAGAUGGUAAAUACGAAGUUCACAAGGAAUGGAAGGGAGGUAAUGAUUUUCGGAGCGAUGAGGAAUUUCGAUUACGGGAGUGACGAAGCGGUUCAAGAGUCGAAAAAGGGUGGAGAACGCGAUGCUUCUGUGAGUUUGUCAUCGCCGGAGAGAUCGAGGAUUCGUAAAAGCGUUGAAGGGAUAUCGAUGUUGGCAUCUACAGAGGUGUCGAAGGCGUCGAAGACAAGGCGGGGAACUUCAUAUGGGUCGCCUGCGUCAUCUCCGGAGAAGACCACGAGGAGGGGAACUUCAUAUGGGUCGCCAUCUCCGGUGAAGGCCACGAGGCGUGGUUCAACUCUGUCUCCUAGAGUUUCGAAGAAGCAGAAGGUAAAUGUGGCUCUUUCUGGUGAUGACAGAGAAGAAUGGCCAGAGACUGAGAUGUUGGCAUCAACAGUUGCGAAGAAGAUAAGGCGGGGAACUUCAUAUGGCGGGUCGCCUGUGUCUCCUAGACAAUCGAAGAAGCAGAAGGUAAACUCGGAGAGGAGUCUAGGUGAUGAUGGUGAUGACAGAGAAGAAUUUCUCCAGAUUGAGGAAUUUGGGGAUAUAGGUGAUGAUGGUAGGGAAGAUGAGAACGGUAUUGCUGGCAUUGAGGAAGUUGGUUGUACAGAUUUGAGUCUUUAUUUUGGUGAUAAAGCAAAAAAUGAUGACUGUGAGGUUGAUGAAGACGAAGGCGAUGAUGAUGCAUGGGAUGAUGAUAAAAUCCCUGAUCCUCUGUCAUCAGAUGAUGAGAAUGUAGAGGAGAUGAGACCUGCACAAGCUUACAGAGAAGACACUGAUCCAGAGGAGCUCCUUCAGCUAGGCAAGACAUUUUCAGAUGCUGAGGACUUCAAACAUGCUUGUCUGAGGUAUACCCUGAAAACCAGAUACAACAUCAAGUACUACAGAUCCAGUAGCUUGAAGAUGGGUGCAAAAUGUGCCGCUGAGAUGAGAGAUGAUGAGGCUCCUUGUCCCUGGAUGGUUUAUUGUUCGUAUGAUAGGAGGAAACAGAAGUUGAUGGUAAAGACAUACGUCAAUGACCAUAAGUGUGGGAGGACAGGGUUUUCCAAGAUACUUAAGAGGUCAGCAAUUGCAAGUCUAUUUGCUGAGAGGUUAAGGCUGAAUCCUAAGCUCACGGCAAAGGAGAUACAGGCUGAGAUAUUGAGGGAGUAUAAGAUGGAAGUUUUAGAAAACUCAUGCAUGAAGGCCAAGACGAAGGUGAUGAAAGAAAGGAGGAAGACCCAUGAGGAGCAUUUUGAUAAAAUCUGGGAUUACCAAGCAGAGAUAUUGAGGAGCAAUCCUGGAUCAACCAUGGAAAUUGAGACCAUACCAGGAGCCACGGUUGGAAGCAAGCAGCGGUUCUACAGACUCUACAUGUGUUUCCAAGCACAAAAGGAAGCAUGGAAGAAGACUUGUAGGCCUGUUAUUGGCUUAGAUGGAGCCUUUUUGAAAUGGGACAUCAAGGGACAGUUGUUGGCUGCGGUUGGAAGAGAUGGAGACAAUAGGAUUGUCCCUAUUGCUUGGGCUGUAGUGGAGAUAGAGAAUGAUACAAACUGGGAUUGGUUUGUGAAGCGUUUGGCCUUGGAUUUGGGAUUGGAAAAUGGGAACGGCUUUGUUAUAAUGUCUGACAAACAAAAGGGAUUAGUGAAGGCAGUUCAUACCCUCCUUCCAGAAGCUGAGCAUAGACAGUGUUGUCGCCAUAUCUACGAGAACUGGAGGAAAGGUGGAAAAGAUCUAAGGUUACAGAGGUUCUUCUGGUUCAUUGCAAGGAGCUACACUCCUGGUAUGUUCAACUACAACAUGGACGAGCUUAAGAACUAUGAUCCUGGCGCACAUGCAUCUCUGAUAAAGACAAAGCCAGAGACUUGGUCUAGAGCUUUCUUCAAGAUAGGCUCCUACUGCAAUGAUAAUCUGAACAACUUGUGUGAGUCCUUCAACAAGACCAUCAGGGAGCCUAGGAAGAAACCUCUGCUAGACAUGUUAGAGGAGAUAAGGCGCCAAUGUAUGACUAGGAACUACAAUAGGUCUAAGAUGGCUAAGGACAGGAAGACUAGGUUCACCCCGAAGACACAUAAAGAGUUAGACAGGGUUGAGAAGAAGUCAAAAGAAUGUAGUCUGCGUUGGGCAAUUGGGCCAGAGACUGAGGUGGAAGAUAGAGACCAGUCAUAUGUGGUGAAUUUGGAGAAUGAGACUUGUGCAUGUCGAAGCUGGCAAAUGAAUGGUAUUCCAUGCAUCCAUGCUGCUAAGGUCAUCCUUGGCGUGGGAAGAAAACUCUCUGAAUUUGUUGCUCCUUUCUACACAACCUCUAAGUGGCGUGAAACCUACAGUUUUGGGAUCAGACCUGUAAAUGGGAUGAUAGAGUGGCCUCGGACCAAUAGAUUAGGUGUGAUUCCACCACCUAAUCGAAAUGGCAAGCCUGGUAGGCCUAAAAACCAUGAUCGAAAGAAGGGAACCAAUGAGACAGUGUCUACUACCAAGCUGAGUCGUGCGAACAGGGUAAUGACAUGCUCUAAUUGCAAAGAAGAAGGGCACUACAAGAAUACAUGUCGGAAGGCUUUUGUUGAGAGCCCACCUAAGAAACCAAGAGGCAGACCAAGGAAAUAUCAGGGACUACACUUUGGCGAGUCACAAGCUCAAUCCUCAGAAGCUCAAACCUCACAAAAUCAAUCCUCACAAGCUCAAGCAUCACCAUGGGAAGUUCCUCAAUCUUCAGAAGGUCAAUCCUCACAAGCUGAAGCAUCACAGACAGCAUCGUGGGGAAGAUGGUUUUUUUAGAUGCUUGUGUGUUGUUUAUGAUGGUCUCUGUCUGAAUGCUUUCGUUGUCUGUUGUUUAUGAUGAUGUCUCUGUCUGAAUGCUUUUGGAACAAGAACUACCUUUUUCUUUCUUCUCUUCCUGCUGUUUUAAUUUGAAACUCUCAAUGAAGAUAGUGUUGGUUAUUAUC